Molecule: messenger RNA, 5058 nt
Organism: Geosmithia morbida
Lineage: Eukaryota; Fungi; Ascomycota; Sordariomycetes; Hypocreales; Bionectriaceae
Product: Rap/ran-GAP
Exons: 1
Coding region: 1-5058 (1685 amino acids)
Biological process (GO): regulation of small GTPase mediated signal transduction; positive regulation of GTPase activity; negative regulation of TOR signaling
Cellular component (GO): nucleus; TSC1-TSC2 complex; cytoplasm
Molecular function (GO): GTPase activator activity
Source: RefSeq, a predicted model, not a curated record
AUGUCCCCGCAAGGAGGAGAUGACGUCCCCUCACCAGACUCCUCGCGUGCUACUGGUCUCGCCAAUGUCUUCCGCGGACUAACCGCGUCGAGAUCGAGUCGGUCGUUGCCGUUAUCGUCGUCGUCGUCGUCCGUCGCCCUCCCCGUUGCCGAGCUCGUCAAUGCGACACCCGACGCCGGCGGUCACAGCAUGUCCGCUGGCGACAAGCCCGCGGCCAGCACGAUGGACUCGUACGACCUCCUCAAGAGCGGCAGUCUCAACGAUCGUAUAGCCGCCGCCACCAACCUCAAGCUCGCCAUAUCCGAGUACCCGCUCAACCCCAUCCUCGACAUCUGGUACGCCGCCAGGGACCUCAUCGAGCCCGCCAACCCCCCCUCCGCCCGCACCGCCGGCUGGGAGCUCCUCUCCGAGUGCGCCAAGCACAACUCAUCCACCGACCUCGAGCGCAAGGAGUUCUUCCAGACCCUUACCGCCCCGGCCAACCCGCACGACUUCCACCUCCAGCUCGCCGCCCUCGUCGACCUCACCCACAGCGGUCGCGCCCUCAACGGUUUUGACUACGACCUCGUGCCUCUCCUCACCGUCUGGCUUCAGGAUGCUUACAAGGCGGUCCGCAAUGCCCGCAAGACGGCCUCCACCGCUAAGGGAUCUAAGGGCUCUACCAAGACUAAGACUGUCGUCCUGGGCGAGGAGAAGAACUUUACCCAACUCUUCACCUUUCUCAUCGACAUCCUCAAGUUCAGCUUCAAGUGCGUCGACGACGUCUCCCUUGCUGGCCUCAUCGAUGGACUGCUGAACAUCUGCAUGAGCACCAGCGUUGAGGAGGACCUGAGAUGCUGCAUCUCUGUGCUCGACGCCCUCGUCACCUUUGGCACCAUACCCAACGACAAGCUCAAGGGCUGUAUCCAUGUGCUGAGCUCCAUAUUCUGCCUCGUCCCCAGCCUCCAGAAGGAGUCCUGGCAUACCCUGGCCAACUUCUUCAGGUCGCACAAUGGCCAGGCCACCGUCCGCAUACUGCUCGAUGUUUUGCGUGGUCUGCUGACGGACCCGGAGAAGGAAAAAGACUUGGGGAGAGAAAUCAGGAGCUCCUUGGCGGUUCUGCAGAAGCUGCUGUCCAAGACAGCCGAGAAGGGCUACCCCCCUGUGCCCUUUGCGCUUCUGGCCGAUGGCCUGCGUACAGCUGUCAAGGCCAGCUCGUCCACCCGAGUCUACGUGGCCAUCCUCCGCAUGAUAAACUACCUGUUCUGCGAUCAGAAUGGCCAGAUGCACCGUCUCAUCAUUGACGAAGACUGGUCCAUAAUGCUGCAGGUGGCCGCCGACUGCGCCGCCAAGCUUGGCCGAUACACCGACAGCCAACCUGCACGCUUCUACGAUAACGGGACAUCCGACGACCCGAUAGGAAAAGAGGUUCGCCAGCUUAUAAGCCGCCUAGAGACCAUCGUCGCCAACCACAAGACGGCCACAUUCGUGCCCCGUCGGACAGUCAUCAAGCUAUUCGUGGAUGUCUAUCAUCUACUACCAGACUCGGCCGCCCGCACCGUGCUCGAGUACUUCCAAGAGUUUAGGAGCUGCUCGCCAUCCGACAUCGAGUGGGAAAAGAAUCUCACGCUGGUGCUCGACGGCUUCUUUAGCAACCGCAAUCGAUCUUCAGAGACAAGGCUCCAGGCUCUGCGCACGAUAAUGGACGCGUACGAGAUCUUGGAUCUCAUCUCGGACGAUUCUGAGCAGGAUUCAAUCCCGAGGCUUGCCAGGAACAUCCUGAAGGACAUCGUCGAGGAGACGGACGUGCCGGUCCUCGACGCCGUCAUGUCCCUGAUGGUGUCGGUCGUGACGUCGUGCGACAUGGAGCUCUUCGAGCACAUCGUCACCGCAUUACGGGGUAUAGUCGACAACAACGCCCUGAGGGCGCCAAUGUCCCCCGGUAUCCUGUCCGGGGCGGCGACCGCGUCGCCGGGCCGGAACGGCGAAAAGCCACAGGCAGGGAGCUCUCAGUCGCCCUCCAAUGUGGUCAGCCGAGGGUUCGUCAAGAUGUUUGUUCAAGUAAUGAACCAGGAUGGCGCCAAGGGCGCCAAGCUUUUCGACGCGCUUGUCUACAUUGCCCGUCUGAGCCACUGUGAGAUGGAUGCCCGCCUGACGGCCAUGAAGCUGCUGUUCCGCCUGCGCGCAGACUGGGCCAACAUGAUCUUCGUCACCCGGGAGCUAGAGACCAACUAUGUGGCCCCCACCCUCCUCCGCACCGACGACUCACUGGCCAAGAAGCAGGCCGAAGAUGCGGCCCGGAUGUCGCGCGGCGAUCAUGGGAAUCUCGCGCGACCAACACGGGGUCUCUCCGUCAGCCACAAUCAGGGGUCCGAGAAGGCGCUCAGCGGACGAGUACCUAGUGGAUCCGGAUCUAAGGGCCUCCCUACCGCCCAUUACGAUCAGUUGUGGAAGCUUCCGGACCCAGACGCUCUGCCGCCCAACGUCCCGACCCUGACCAGCCCGGUGCUGUCAUCGUUUGAAGCUCCUGACCAAGGAGGAGCGACUGAGAGCGAGGAUCCGGAGGAAGGCCAGGGAGAAGACGGAAGAGAGGGGGACGACGACGACGACGAAGAUGAAGAAGAAGCGGACGAAGAGGAAGAGAGCAGUACUUUCGGCCUAGUGUUUUCUCUCAACAUGCAUUCGUGGCUGGAGGCCGUGCUCAGCAUCCUGAAGGGCAGUGAUUGGGAGAUAUACAGCUUUGUGCUGGUCCAUCUGCCGUCGCAGCUCAGCAACCAUGGCGUCUUCAAGGGGGCCAUCAAGCAGAUCCAGGACCUGCGGAAGCUCAUCUGCGAGCACGUGCAGACCAACAGCUUCCACGAGCCGCCGAACGCGUGCGGUCUCCGACGCGCAGAUGUGGCCAUCUGCCUGUUCCACAGCCUGACCAUGAUCCUGAGCUACCACGAGCACUUCCAGAAGGGCGACGAGGACGACAUCGUCAAGACGUACGUGUACGGCAUCAGGGCGUGGGUGCGCACGGCUCCGUGCUGCAUCCACGCGCUGACCAUCUGCUGCCACGAGCUGCCAUUGUCUGCGAGCAAGUCGCUGGGCCAGAUGCUGAACCAGAUGGCGGCUAUCAUCACGCAGCCGGAUGUGGCGAUCCACAUCCUCGAGUUCCUCGCGUCGCUCAGCCGGCUGCGUGACGUGUACGUCAACUUCCGCGAUGACGAGUACCGCACCGUCUUUGGCAUCUGCUUCCGGUACCUCGAGUAUGCGCGGGACAAGCGGCAGUCGAACCGGGCCAGCUACGCGAGCGAGGGGCCGUCGGCUCCGUCGGCUGGCGGCGACGGCACGGACCCUGGCGCUACGCACCCCAACGCGUCGGAUGACCUGCCGCAGUACGUGUACACGCUGACCUACCAGGUCAUCUUCUUCUGGUUCCUGGCGCUGAAGCUGCCUGACCGAGCGACGCACGUGGGCACCGUGACCAAGAAACUGUUUGCCGACACGGACAGCUCCGGCAACGUGCUAGAGGAGCAGGCGCUGAUCGCGCUCGACUUCAUGCAGCGCACGACGUACGCCGACGUGGACGAGUCCAAGGAGGAUCCCACGUUCAACGAGGAGCGGUUCGGGGAGAUGGCGACGCGGCGGUGGGUGGUAGGCAACAGCAUCAUCAGCAUCAAGCAGUCCGUGCGGACGGGAUGGGCGCAGAUCACCAAGCGGCAGCCGUCGGGGACAUCGUCGUACAUGGUGCACGAGUACCUCCUGCCGCGGCCGCUGCACCACGCCAAGAAUCCCGCGGACAUGGGCCGCGACGGGCAGGAGUCGGACAACACGAUCCUGCCAAGCCACCUGAUGGUGCAGCUGAUGGCGUCACUGCCGCAGCCGUCGUACUCGGGCGACAGCAGCGUGUCGUCUCGACCGGUGCCGCUCCCCGACGACGAGGCGACGGACCGGACGCUGCGGGUGAUUGACCUCACCCCGACGGUGGACGGGCACAAGGUGGGCGUCAUCUACAUCGGCGAGGGGCAGACGGAGGAGACGGAGAUACUGGCCAAUGUGUCGGGGAGCAGCGACUACGUCGAGUUCCUCAACAACCUCGGCACGCUGACCAGGCUCAAGGGGGCGACAUUCAACACGCAGGGCCUGGACCGAGAGAUGGACAUUGACGGGCCCUACGCCUUCUGCUGGCGCGACCGGCUGACCGAGAUCAUGUUCCACGUCACGACGCAGAUGCCCACCAACCUCGAGUUUGACCCGCAGGUGACCAACAAGAAGCGCCACAUCGGCAACGAUUACGUUAACAUCAUCUUCAACGACUCGGGCCUGCCCUUCCGCUUCGACACGUUUCCCAGCCAGUUCAACUACGUCAACAUCGUCAUCACGCCGGCGUCCCGAGCGUCGUUCAUGGCCACGCGCGAGGCCCAGGCUCAGACCCGGGCUCAGACCCAGGCCGGCACCCAGGACGGCAAGCGGCAGAAGCAGCACGGCCAGCCGUUCUACCGCGUCCAGGUCAUGAGCAAGCCCGGCUUCCCACGGAUCAGCCCGGCGUCCGAGAUCAAGAUGGUCUCACUCAAGGCUCUACCGGACUUCAUCCGCCUGGUGGCCCUCAACGCCUCCGUCUUCUCCCUCGUGUGGCAGAACCGUUCGGGCGGAGAGUACGUCAGCGCGUGGAGGAGCCGUCUCCGGGAGAUCAGGCGACUCCGCGAGAGACACGGUCCUCCCCCUCCUCACCCCUCCCACACUUCCCACCCUCACACCCUGUCCACCGGUGCCUCCGCACCCACCGCACCCCAGCAGCAUCAACCCCAGCUGGUACAACCCCAGCAGCUCCCCGCAUCCCAAGCUACCGCUAGUACCGGCACCGCGCAGCAUCCACAACUGUCGUCCAGCGACGCCUCCAGACCGGGAAGCAGCAUGCGCGACAGCUUCACCAGCCUCCGACGAACGAGCGUGGCCACCUUCUUCACCAGCAGCACCAGCGAGCAAACGUCCCAUCGGUCGUCGAUGCUAUCCGGCCCGACGGGGACGAGCGAUACCGAGAUAACUGCCCAAGCUGAUGGACUCAGUGAUUCGGUCGACUUUUCCAAAUGGGCAUAG